Nezara viridula (southern green stink bug) is the source of this 324-nucleotide messenger RNA. The record is from the annotation of a GenBank genome assembly. Lineage: Eukaryota; Metazoa; Arthropoda; Insecta; Hemiptera; Pentatomidae.
UCGCAGGCCCUGAAGGCUGGGAACAUGGAAGUGGUGAUGGAAAUCGCUUACACUAUCUUUGGUUGGACAUCCAUUCCCUUUGUUUCUUGUUACUAUUCUCAAAAGCUCUACGAUGAGAGUGUCAGGCUAUCGGAAACCCUAUAUAGAAUUCCUUGGUAUAAAGAGACUCCAAAAGUAAAAAGAAGUCUGUGGGUGAUGAUGAUGGUAACCAGGAAACCAAUUGUCUUGGACUAUAAAGGAAUCAUACCUAUGAAUCUUCGAAGGUUCCUAGAGAUGAUGCAUCUAGCUUACUCAUACUUUACGAUCCUACAAUCCAUGGGAUGA